AUGGACUACACUGGAGAACAAGGAUUAGGAUGGAUAACAGUCACGCCAAAUAUCUCAUUCAACUACCCUUCACUCCCUAAUUCUGGAGACACAUUCCUUAACCAAUCUGGAUAUUACAUCGACAACUACCCCUCACUCCCUAAUUCUGGAGACACAUUCCUUAACCAGUCUGGAUAUUACAUCGACAACUACCCCUCACUUCCUAAUUCUGGAGACACAUUCCUUAACCUAUCUGGAUAUUACAUCGACAACUACCCCUCCCUCCCUAAUUCUGGAGACACAUUCCUUAACCUAUCUGGAUAUUACAUCGACAACUACCCCUCACUCCCUAAUUCUGGAGACACAUUCCUUAACCAGUCUGGAUAUUACAUCGACAACUACCCCUCACUUCCUAAUUCUGGAGACACAUUCCUUAACCUAUCUGGAUAUUACAUCGACAACUACCCCUCACUCCCUAAUUCUGGAGACACAUUCCUUAACCUAUCUGGAUAUUUCAUUGACAACUACCCCUCACUUCCUAAUUCUGGAGACACAUUCCUUAACCAAUCUGGAUAUUACAUCGACAACUACCCCUCACUCCCUAAUUCUGGAGACACAUUCCUUAACCAAUCUGGAUAUUACAUCGACAACUACCCCUCACUUCCUAGUUCUGGAGACACAUUCCUUUACCAAUCUGGAUAUUACAUCGACAACUACCCCUCACUCCCUAAUUCUGGAGACACAUUCCUUUACCAAUCUGGAUAUUUCAUUGACAACUACCCCUCACUCCCUAAUUCUGGAGACACAUUCCUUUACCAAUCUGGAUAUUACAUCGACAACUACCCCUCACUUCCUAAUUCUGGAGACACAUUCCUUUACCAAUCUGGAUAUUUCAUUGACAACUACCCCUCACUCCCUAAUUCUGGAGACACAUUCCUUAACCUAUCUGGAUAUUUCAUUGACAACUACCCCUCACUUCCUAAUUCUGGAGACACAUUCCUUAACCAAUCUGGAUAUUUCAUCGACAACUACCCCUCACUCCCUAAUUCUGGAGACACAUUCCUUUACCAAUCUGGAUAUUACAUCGACAACUACCCCUCACUUCCUAAUUCUGGAGACACAUUCCUUAACCAAUCUGGAUAUUUCAUUGACAACUACCCCUCACUCCCUAAUUCUGGAGACAUAUUCCUUAACCUAUCUGGAUAUUUCAUUGACAACUACCUCUCACUCCCUAAUUCUGGAGACACAUUCCUUAACCAAUCUGCAGCUGGAUAUUUCAUUGACAACUACCCCUCACUUCCUAAUUCUGGAGACACAUUCCUUAACCUAUCUGGAUAUUUCAUUGACAACUACCCCUCACUCCCUAAUUCUGGAGACACAUUCCUUAACCAAUCUGGAUAUUUCAUUGACAACUACCCCUCACUCCCUAAUUCUGGAGACACAUUCCUUAACCAAUCUGGAUAUUUCAUUGACAACUACCCCUCACUCCCUAAUUCUGGAGACACAUUCCUUAACCAAUCUGGAUAUUUCAUUGACAACUACCCCUCACUCCCUAAUUCUGGAGACACAUUCCUUAACCUAUCUGGAUAUUUCAUCGACAACUACCUCUAA
This is a messenger RNA of Saccostrea cuccullata (small rock oyster), 1590 nucleotides long. Its product is annotated as deleted in azoospermia protein 2-like. The transcript has 2 exons. Bases 1 to 1590 code for a protein of 529 amino acids. The record is from RefSeq and is a predicted model, not a curated record. Lineage: Eukaryota; Metazoa; Mollusca; Bivalvia; Ostreida; Ostreidae.